GAAAAAAAUCGAAGAUUAUUUUCCUCAUUAUAUUUAAUUAAUGUUGAUAAUAAUUUCCAUAUGUUUAUUUCUGAAUGUUCAACAUUUUACAUCGUUUCUUGAAAUUGUGCACUUACAGUAAAUGAACAAUAUGAACAGAGGACGCAGAAUUAUUAUUAUCCGUUUAUAACCCAGAGAUUUUCAUCCUCGUUCAAAGACGUCGCGUCAUAAACGAAGAGGUGACAUUCUGGAGUAAAUGACGUCACUCACGUCAUCAAUCCAGAUCAGCUGUUCAUCUCUUCGGUCGACGCUUGCUCGGUGUUGUUUUUCCCUUGGCCGGAUAGAAGUGACGGGACGGAGUCGACGACCUGGAGUUAAGUUUUACGAGGAACUGUUAUGAGAUCGGAACGAAGCAAAGAUCGCUCAAAUCGACGACGCCAACUGUUAUCGUGAGUCUUGGCGUAAAAUUCCGCACAAACCGAUUGACGUCUUAAAUGAGUACCACGUAGUGGAGCGUAGUAUCGUUUAAUUCCAAGUUUUAACUUGACUCGUCGCACAUGACAUGAGACGUUGAAGUACUGAAAGGCGGGAAACGAUCCUAUCGGCCAGGGCGAGAGGAUGGGGCAGACGCUCAGCGAACCGGUGACGAAGAAGAAAUCGGCCUGUUGCCGGGACAGCAAUUAUCGUGUCGGUAGCUCCUGCAUGCAAGGAUGGCGCAUUAAGAUGGAAGAUUCGCACGUGCACAUACUCUCCUUGCCCAGUGACCCAGGCAGUGCGUUCUUUGCAGUCUACGAUGGACAUGGGGGUGCAACCAUGGCGCAGCACGCUGGCAAACAUCUUCAUGAGUACAUAACUAAAAGAAGCGAGUACAAAGCGGGCGAUAUUGUGGAAGGUAUACAGCAAGGCUUUCUGGAACUGGACAAAGCGAUGCAGAACAACGCGACUCUAAGGGAUGAACACGCUGGGACCACUGUCAUCGCGCUACUUGUCAAGGAUAACAUUUUGUACAGCGCUAACGCGGGUGAUAGCAGAGCGGUGGCCUGUAUCGGUGGCAGGACGGUGCCCCUUAGCCGAGAUCACAAACCCACGUUGAAGGACGAGCGCAAGCGAAUCGAAGCGGCAGGUGGUUUUGUCGAGUACAAAAGGGUCAACGGCAAUCUUGCGUUGUCUCGCGCCCUUGGGGACUUCAUAUUUAAGCGAAACGAUCAUAAAUCAGCGCAGGAACAAAUCGUGACUGCCUUCCCCGAGGUACAACAAUUUCCUAUAACCGAAGAGUGGGAGUUCGUUGUUCUGGCGUGCGACGGUAUCUGGGACGUGAUGACCAGCGAAGAGGUUGUUAAAUUCGUGAGGACGCGAAUAGCCCAGAUGAAACUUGGCGAUGCGGAGUCGCAUCGCAACGUUACGAUACAUCCCGAGGAGAUCUGCGAAGAGCUUCUAAACUGUUGCUUGGCCCCGGACGCUCUUAUGGGCACGGGUUGUGAUAAUAUGACAGUGAUACUCGUGUGUUUUCUUCACGGCAAACCGUGUUCGCAAUUGGUGUUGCGCUGCCAGGACUUACCGCCGAGUAUAGAUCUAUAACUAGUUUUUUUUAUUUAAAUUUAGCGAAAAAGAUAAAUUAAUUGUUUGACCUAAAUUAUAUUGUUACGUGUAUUUUACUUUCGUCUAUAUACCUUGACUUUUGAUAUAGUAAUAUUUGUUAUGACAAUGUAUUACACAAUACACUGGCUUUGUUGAUAAAGAUGAGCGGACGUAUAUUUAUAAAAUA
Molecule: messenger RNA, 1744 nt
Organism: Nylanderia fulva
Lineage: Eukaryota; Metazoa; Arthropoda; Insecta; Hymenoptera; Formicidae
Product: putative protein phosphatase 2C T23F11.1
Biological process (GO): protein dephosphorylation
Molecular function (GO): protein serine/threonine phosphatase activity; cation binding
Source: RefSeq, a predicted model, not a curated record